AUGUUCGACAUGUCCAGGGUCGGCAAGGAGAACGUGACCGCCAAUGUUGACAGCCAGGAUUCCCCAGCGUCGAAAGUGUCUUCAUCAUCGGCGGGCUCGCUCGACCCACAGAAGGCCUUAGAUCAAUACUUGUACGACUACAAACCAGGGAUGACUGUGUUCCACCGAUUCACGCAGAUCAAGCCACCAGGUGGCAUUGAAAUGGUCAAGCAGUUGAAGGACUCCUACGGCGUUCCUGGCAAGCAAGGCAUAUCGUGUCCCUGGUUCGACCCGGCCACCAAGUGCGCCAACUUCGUCCCUCAUGAGGAAAACAUCCGUGAACAGGAGGCCGUUGUAGAGAGCUAUAUGGAGAGGAUCCUCGACAAUGGCGUCGUCUCCGACUGCCGCGGCAGGUGCUUUGCGGUGCAGAGCCCCACUCCAACAGGCCUGCCCUACAAGCUGAUUGCUUGGGGUACGAUGGGCAGAGCUGCUUGCAGGUGCUUCAGCGAGCACGCCGACAACGAGAACGUGAAAUUCAGUAAGUCUCUUGGCGUAGAGGACGUGUUCAUAUUCAGCCACCGCAUGCCGCCAGACGCGUACAUCUUCUUGCGCGAGACGUUUGAGAUCAUGACGCUGAUCCCAGCGAAAAUCGAGGCAGAGGGUUGGCAUGGGAAUCCUCAGCAGCCCAAGCUCAUUUGGGAAUGGGUUCAAGACACAUAUCCUGGCAGAUACCCGUCUGAGCACGCCUUCAUCAACGCGAGGGCCCUCAUCAACAAGAUCCGGCGCUACGAGGUGUACGAUGACUGGAUGAAGUUCUGCGGCAACUUUGUGGACUUUGCUUCUAAAACGUAUGAUAGCACAUCGGUAAUUACCAACGCCCAUGCCCUUUCGGUAGCAUUGGAGAAGGUCUACAAGACUUUGGACUUGGCCGAUUUGCAAACCGUGUGGUUCGAGGCGACGAUGCGCAUGAUGCCAAUUCGAGCUUCCAAGGCCCACUUGCUUGACUCGCGCAAGCUUCCGAAGUUCAUCCUGGACAAGCCGCAGCCGUCUACGGUCAGGUGGAUUAUCCAGGACAUGGGCGAGUCGGCGGUGGUCCAGAGAGCGUCCGACGAGAAGGAAAAUCCUAAAAAGAAAAAGAAAAUUGCGCCCAAGGGCAAGGGCCCCAGAGGCGCGGCAGCGCCGCCUGUUGCUGCGGAGGAGGACCCCUCGGCCGAAGUGCACGCGGAGGAGGAGGAGGGCGUGGACGGCAUGGUUAUGAAGGUCAGCCGCAAGGUGGUCUGGGUCGAGGACCACUUCAACGCCAUCAACGCCGCUUGCCACGGCCUCACCUUCGAGGUGCCGCCCGAGGAGAAGAAGCGCGUGAAGUGCAUCAUGACGGGGGCCGCCAUUGACUUCUUAUGGAAGGGCGGUUGGCCUGUCGUCGACAACAAGCCUAUCAAGGACUGGUCCGUCCUUCGGGAGUCGGUGCAGGAUCGGAUCCUGAAGAGCCACAGCCAGCCAUUCGACACGUUCAACCCUGAGACCAUCGCACAGACCAUGCCUGUUGAGCCCGACGCCGCGGGCGGCGCUGGCGCCAAGGAAUCGGAUGCUGCCGCUAGGCUUCUUGAUGCAGCAGCCGACUUCGAGACUGCCCUGGAUCUCGAUAACAUGCUCCGCGACGCCAGUGCGGUCGACAUGUUAAAGCAGUUCGCCACCGCCAACAAAACGUUCUUCAUGUCGCCACUCUACAAGGGGGUGAGAAAGACGAUUGACCAGAAGACUGACGAUUUCUUAUCGCCGAAGUCGGCUUCAUCCCACGGCUUUCCUGUUGAUUUCGUCGCAGCCUCCCUGUGCGAGGCAAUCGCGGCGACGGUCCCCGAUCAAGUGCAGAACAUGUACCGCGCUAUCCAAGGGCAGCUCCAGGCCGUGCCGAAGGAAGCCUUGGCGACCGAGAAGGUCAAGAUAUUCGAGAAGAUCAAGGCUGUCUCCAAUCUCUCGGAGUUGUUCAGCACAGUCGAUGAUCUCAGCUACUUUUUGAAUCUGAAGCUUAUGGUGCUGGAGAGGAUGCUGAAGUACAUUGGCACGAAGAUUGAGGACUCCCCGUGGGCCGAGGCUGAUAAGUUCACGGUCUACUGGGCUGCGGCCUCCAUCACGAUCAACAAGAACCCCGACCUGGUCUAUGCAACUGAGGUGAUGCCGGCAGGGAGCUGGGUGCAGGCGUGGACGGAUGUGCUCGAUCUUCUCGGCCAGGCGGAGACCAAGCUGGAGGGCGACAAGAGCAUCAAGGAGGUCACCGACGCCAUGGUUGCGCAGGUGGACGCCAUCCAGACGCAUGUCAAGACCAAGUUCAGUGCCAGCGACUCGGUCAUCCCUCAGCUGCAGACGCGGCCAGUGAAUCAGAUCCUGAAGUUGGCGGAUGUCCUUACUUUUCAGUGCGCGCCAGAGAUGAGCCAAGCUAUGCAAGUGCACAUUCGUGAGCAGCAGUUCCCCCGGGACUUGCCGAAGCUCACGAUCACUGGGGCGACGAGCGUGUCUUUUCCAUUCCUUCGUAGUCUUUUCUUGCUCCUUGAGCGCGACGUGUACAGUCGGGCGCUCGCCUCCAAGGAGACUGCGAGUGCCUUCGGUUUCGAUGUCUUGGCGCAGUCUGAUAAUAAGCGCUGCCAGCCAGUCGCUGUGGGGCUGGACAAAGCCAGGCAUGCGCUGUCGUUCGCCGGGCCUGUUUCAAUCACUUCCUCAGCUCUUUGUCGGCCUCUGUGCCUACUCUGCUUAGGCAGCGAAUCUGGGCCGCAGAUUCCAAUUUAUAUGCAUGGAGAUAAGCUGAAGGAUUUGAGUCUUGGUGCCGAGUGCUGCGUGAUGGCUUGGAUGAUCCCAGAAUCCAAGAAGGGCGAAACAGCAAAUCUGGAGCUAAUCGAGAAGCCAGUGCACAUGAAGAUCCCUGAGGAUGUGCGCAAAGACAUGCUUGCUUCAUUUAACAUGUGCUCCGAAGGUGAAACUCGAGUUGGGAUGCCCGACUCGAUCUCUUUCCUUUCUUACAGCUUGUGCCCUGUUGCGGAUCUUCCGUCGCCGAGCGACGAAUUUGUUUCUUUGAGCUACCAUGUCCCUGGAAAGAGUAGGGUCAAGGCCAAGGCUAAGGCUAAGGCUACAGCCGCUGAUAAAAGUAUGAGUAUCCUGGAGUUGGCUGGCGGAGAGGCCCUUUUGAAGAAAGCCAAGAUCCAGGCUGGCGCAACCCCAGCUGCUGCUGCCAACACUCGUGGCCAAGGCACCCGCAAAAACCGUGGCGGCGCAGAGCUCGAUUGCUCGCAUUUGCUGCGCUGA
Molecule: messenger RNA, 3273 nt
Organism: Prorocentrum cordatum
Lineage: Eukaryota; Dinophyceae; Prorocentrales; Prorocentraceae
Source: the annotation of a GenBank genome assembly